Molecule: messenger RNA, 384 nt
Organism: Prunus armeniaca (apricot)
Lineage: Eukaryota; Viridiplantae; Streptophyta; Magnoliopsida; Rosales; Rosaceae
Source: the annotation of a GenBank genome assembly
AUGAGAGGCUCAAAUGGCGGAUUUGGGAUUCUGCGCACGUCUGCCUUGGGCAGGAGUUUCUGGGCACGCCAUUCUUCAUCCAAUUUGUUCGUUGGAGGGCUUUCCUAUGAUACAAAUGAACCUGUUCUUAAGGAAGCUUUUGGGAAACAUGGUGAAAUAAUUGAAGUUAAAGUUAUAUGUGAUCAUGUGAGUGGGAAAUCGAAAGGGUAUGGAUUUGUGAAGUUUACUUCUGGAAUUGAAGCCAGCACUGCUCUCAAAGAAAUGGAUGGUCAGACAAAUCCGCUUGGAAUUUGCACACAAGGGGUAAUGACAUUGAUCUCAGGUACAGUGGAUUGGAGGGGGCAUGUUGUGGUAGGUGAUAUUAACCAGCAAGUCCAGAUCUGA